AUGAACGAUCCGGUGUCGAGGUCCCUCGUGUCUUCGGACGGCGCAGCUCCAGCGAGCGUUCAGACGACAAGUGUUAAGGAGAGCUGGGUGAUAGAGAAGCAGCGCAUCUGCCGGGCGGAGGUCGCUGCCAAGAAUCUACGGGCCGUGAUGGCGCUUAGACAGAAACACACGGCGCUGCUGCACGAGCUACGGGCCCGCGACCUGGUGGCCAUGAGACAUAGGGGCCAGGGGCAGAGUCUAAUAGAAUCAAAGCACCCUAAGAGCGGUGAGAUCGAGCGUCGCCUGGCGUCUUUGUCCCAGCAGUGGGACGUGCUGCGGCAACUGGCUACCGAUACGGACAAGCAGCUAGCGGACGCUGCAGAGGCGCACCAGGAGCUGCUCAAGCUGUCAGAGGCGCGUCGUCUCCAGCUGGAGGACGCUAUCAAGCUGUACAGCUUGUUCGCGGAGUGGGACGACUUCGACAAGUGGAUCAGAGACAAGGAGAAGAUGCUGAGGACGGACGAGCCGCAGGAGAGUGUGGACAACGCUAAGAGGCUGUAUGAGAUCUGUUGA
Messenger RNA from Danaus chrysippus (African queen), 552 nucleotides. The record is from the annotation of a GenBank genome assembly. NCBI's taxonomy places the organism in Eukaryota, Metazoa, Arthropoda, Insecta, Lepidoptera, Nymphalidae.